AAUAUCUUAUUCUCGAAAGUAUCGAUAAUAGCGAUACCGAUACAAUAUCGUCCAUUGCUAGUUCUUUCGCGUUUGAAGUUUUGUGCGGACAACAUGGGUUUUUCUGAACUUUGGUAUUCGCAUCCACGAAAAUAUGGACAAGGCUCUCGUUUCUGUCGUGCCUGCUCCAACAAUCACGGAAUGAUUCGCAAAUAUGGCUUGAACAUUUGUCGACAGUGUUUCAGAGAAUAUGCGAAAGACAUCGGGUUCAGAAAGUUGGACUAACCUAUGAUAUAUGGAUCAACACAUCUGAUCGAAUAAUUUAUUUCUCGAAAAAAGAAAUAAACUGAGGUUAUUCUGAA
Messenger RNA from Wyeomyia smithii (pitcher-plant mosquito), 341 nucleotides. It is a transcript of the gene RpS29, whose product is annotated as 40S ribosomal protein S29. The transcript is spliced from 3 exons. NCBI's taxonomy places the organism in Eukaryota, Metazoa, Arthropoda, Insecta, Diptera, Culicidae. The coding region runs from base 94 to 264 and encodes 56 amino acids. Gene Ontology annotation, cellular component: ribosome; cytosolic small ribosomal subunit. Gene Ontology annotation, biological process: translation. Gene Ontology annotation, molecular function: structural constituent of ribosome; zinc ion binding. The record is from RefSeq and is a predicted model, not a curated record.